GGCUGGGUGGGUGACUGUCGCGGCCGUAGACCUUGGAGACCUUCAUCCGGUCCGCGAGUGUCCGGGCGCGCGGGGGUCGCGAGUGCGCGCUGUCCCCUGGCGGAAGGAAACGACCCCGGGGUGUGUGCGCGCGUGUGUACGCGCGGGGGCUGGGGGCUGCGCUCUGGGGACUUCAUUUCGCUUUUUCUUCCCUAAAAAACGUAUGUUUAAUGUUUGGAGCUAGGAUUUCACCGUGUAGUCCUGGCUGACCUAGAACUCUGCAUAAAGUGCAGACUGGCCUGGAACUCGAGGCCAUCCCCCUGCCUCAGCUUUCCUUCCCAAGUGCUUGGGAAAAUCCCAGACCAGGCGCGGCGCCACACCCCAGUGCCUUCGGUUCUAUUUCUCCUCCAAAACCCUGUGUCCAACGUGGUUCGCCGUUCCGACCCCCUUUGCUCCCUAGUUCCAGUGCACCGAUGGGGUCCUCUCUCCUCCCGCGGGGUGCACCCAUUCCAAUCCUUCCCACGGGGUCCCAGGACCCCCCCCCGACACAAAAGAGGGGGCAGGAAGCGCGGAGUGCGCCCGCGCGCGUGUGUCAACGCAGCCGGUUUGUCAAAUAUCUUCCGUUUUUUACAACUUGGGCAGCAGGGGUUCCCCCCCACACCCUCCUGAGCUCUCUUUCCAAGAAGCCUUUGAAAUCCCGACUACCUUAGGGGUUUUCGUUUGUCUUGUUGUUAUAUUUGUUCUCUGACUACUAGGACUUACUGGAAUGUGUUUUUGCACACGUCUCCUGGUGAGGGGGGGGACACGGUGCCCUCUUUCCCAGACCCCUCCCCAGCUCCUGCCCUUCCCCCUCCACCUCCCUGGGAGGAGAGAGGGGCCCCUUUCGCCACCCUCAGGCCCUGGCCUUGCACAACUCCAAAUAACCGUGUUUUGCAAGGCCUGGCCGAUCUGGUGACCUCUCUCUCUCUCUCUCUCUCUCUCUCUCUCUCUCUCUCUCUCUCUCUCUCUCUCUCUCUCUCUCCCUCUCCCUCUCUCCCUCUCCCCCCCCACCCCAGAAGCCCAGAGGUGGUGGGGGAUGAGGGUGUGGCUCUGGGUCUCCUCCCAGCCCCCACCCCAGCCUGUUCCCCCUCAAACACCAGCCACCCAGUCCUGGCUCUCUGAGGGUGUUGUAAAUUGAGGGUGGGGGCCAAGGACAAAGAGCUGGGCGGGAGGGUUCUCCAGGGAUGAGCAACAGCAGAUUAGGGGUAAUGGUACCCCUGGAGGGUAGGGGGUUUGUCCUGGCUGGCCUAGGGGCAGCGCUGGGGUUCCCACCCUACCUCCCUCCACCCACUACCAGCCCCAGCAGUGGAGGCCGGCCCUGUUCCCCUCCCCCACCCCUCCACCAGGAAGGGUCAUUAAACCAAGCAGGCCUGGGAGGGGGUACAGAGUCUGGGAGAGGGGCUUCCUCUAGCCUUUUCCCUGUGUGUUCCCCACCCAGCUCCAAAGAGGGCUGUCACUUUCCACAUUUCCGUACGGGUGUGAGCUCAGCAGCUCCAAGGUGUCUGAGGCACGGACAGGAUGGACCACGUCGAAGAGUGUCCAGAAAUGUCCCCUUCAGCAGUUCUUGGGUCUGGUGGACGGGGUGGGGGGUCGGAAGGUAGGGGUGGUGACCAGCAGCCACUGGGUAUGUGUGUUGAGUCCCGGAUGGCUGCUCCACUGCCGGGGCCUCUAAAAUCUUCCUGUCUCAGAAAUCCUAGACCCAGGGGUCCCUUGGGGCCACACCUGCCACAGUUCUCCUGUGAGCCCCACGGUUUGGGUGGCCAGAUGUCUAGGGAAGGGGGACAGACUUCCCCGUUCUCAUUGGAGGCCUCGAGGCACUGCAGGGUCCCCUAGGUGGAGGACGAGGUCCAGAAAGUCCCCCAGCUGUCCCUUCCUCCCCACAGCCCAGGGAGUAAGUCCUGGGGGCCAUGUGUGUCCUGGAGUUCAGGUUGGGCUGAGGGUGACCCCUUAGGCCCUCUGUUUGGGAGGUGGGUUCAACUUUCUUCUUGAUGUCAGGCCUGCUGGGUUUCUCCCACUGUUUUAUUGGUGGUUUAUGUGGGGGUCGAGGGUGUGGCCUAGGAGGCCCCCUUUCUGUCACAGGAUGCUAUCUAUAUUCUGGGACACUUGCCCCCAGAUGAGCAGCACAGGACACCGGUACCUGGCCAAACCCCAGCCUGCGUGACCUUCUGAACUUUGGUUUCCCCAUCUGCAGCACAGACCAUCCUUCCCAGGACCCUCCACCAUCACCUACGUGCUGUCCACUCUGUGGGCAGAUCAGGCCUGGAGACCAGCUGAGGAGUCUACAAGCACUUGAAUGAGCCUGACACCAGCUUCUGCCCCUGAGUGCCCAACGUGACAGCAAGGAGCCCUUUGGUAGCCCCUGGCAUGCCCCACCUCCCCUCAGCCUGAGUUGGCUGCCCCUGCCACCGCCACCGCCACCCUGCACUGUCCCGGCUCCCCCGAGGUUCCCACGCUGCGGUGCAGCCAAGACCCUUCCCCACAGGGGCCACCCCCACCACCUGCCCCUGGUGCCCGGGGUGGCCCGGCCCGUAGGGCCAUGAAGCUGCAGGCUGUGAUGGAAACCCUCAUUCAGAGGCAACAGCGUGCCCGGCAGGAACUGGAGGCCCGGCAGCCGCCGCCACCCCCACCACCCGAGCCCACUGGUAUCCGGGCUCGGACCACCGUGGCAGAUGAGGACAGGGAGCCUGAGAAUGCCCGAAUGCACAGGACGCAGAUGGCUGCUCUGGCUGCCAUGCGAGCCGCUGCCGCUGGCUUGGGACAUCCAUCCUCUCCUGGUGGCUCUGAGGAUGGGCCUCCUGGCUCCGAAGAUGAAGACACAACCCAGGAAGGGACUCUGGGUUCACCCAUCCUGCGUGGAAGAGGCCGGGAGGGCCCAGGACACACAGAAGGAGAGAGGCAUUUGUUGGACAUGGACUCGGAUGAUGACACGAAGCCCAAGUGGGAAGAACAAGACCUGGAAGAGCUAGGGGAGGAGGAGGAGGAAGAGGAGGAAGAGGAGGAGGACUUUGAGGAAGAGGAGGAGGAGGGCCUGGGCCCGCCAGGGUCUGCCAGCCUGGGCUCUGCAGGCCUGUUUGCCCCCAAGACCCAACCUGCUCGGGCUUUCCGUGGAGAUGGUGGUCCCAGAAUGCUGGGUGGCCCUGAGCGCCUGGGACCUGGUCCGGCCCACCCCACUCACACGGCAUCCCAGAUGCCACCGCCAGACCACGGAGACUGGACGUUUGAGGAGCAGUUCAAACAGCUCUAUGAACUAGACACGGACCCCAAGAGGAAGGAGUUCCUGGACGACCUGUUCAGCUUCAUGCAGAAGCGGGGCACACCAGUGAACCGGAUCCCCAUCAUGGCCAAGCAGGUCCUGGACCUGUUUAUGCUGUAUGUGUUGGUGACUGAGAAGGGCGGCCUUGUGGAGGUCAUCAACAAGAAACUGUGGCGGGAGAUCACCAAGGGGCUCAACCUGCCUACCUCCAUUACCAGUGCUGCCUUCACACUGCGGACACAGUACAUGAAGUAUCUUUACCCCUAUGAGUGUGAGCGGCGAGGCCUGAGCAGCCCCAAUGAGCUCCAGGCCGCCAUAGACAGCAACCGCAGGGAGGGCCGGCGCCAGAGUUUCGGGGGCUCGCUUUUCGCCUACUCACCCAGUGGAGCCCACAACAUGCUGUCCUCACCCAAGCUACCAGUAACUUCUCUGGGCCUUGCCACCAGCACCAAUGGCAGCUCCAUCACCCCAGCACCCAAGAUCAAGAAAGAGGAAGACUCCACCGUUCCCAUCACAGUCCCAGGCCGCCUUCCUGUGUCUCUGGCAGGCCACCCUGUGGUGGCAGCUCAGGCCGCUGCUGUGCAAGCAGCAGCAGCCCAGGCAGCUGUGGCGGCCCAGGCAGCCGCCCUGGAGCAGCUCCGGGAGAAGCUGGAAUCCACUGAGCCUCCAGAGAAGAAGAUGGCCCUGGUGGCUGACGAGCAGCAGCGCCUCAUGCAGCGAGCUCUUCAGCAGAACUUCCUGGCCAUGACAGCCCAGCUGCCCAUGAACAUCCGGAUCAAUAGCCAAGCCUCCGAGAGCCGCCAGGACUCAGCUGGGAGCCUCACCAGUGCCAACGGCAGCAACAGUAUUAGCAUGUCAGUGGAGAUGAACGGUAUCGUGUACACAGGGGUGCUGUUUGCUCAACCACCGCCCCCCACACCACCUUCCGCCCCCAGCAAAGGUGGCAUUAGCUGCAUCGGGACCAACAACGCCGUGGGUAGCCGGACAGGAGCCAGCGGCGGGACCAGCAGCGGCCAGGUGGGGCUGGCCGGGGUAUCUGCGCCCCCCACAUCUUCUACCUCAAAUAAUUCCUUGCCUUAAAGGAAAUCAAGUUGUAUUGCUUGCCCACCCGCCAUGGAGACCACAUAGCCACACAGGGACCUGGAACAUCGUAAGAAUUCCAGCGGGCCGGGCAGAUUCCCAAGGAGCCACACUGACGCCAAAAAGGAGAAAGAAAUUUAUAUAUAUACAUAUAUAGAGAGCUAGAUAGAUAGAGAAGCAGAUUUAAUAAAUCAGGGCAAAGAACACUUGAAUCUCUCAGGUUUUAGAGACUUUGAGAAACGGAUUUCACAAGGGCCACAAGGCACCUCAAAGCUGAAGGAGGCCACCUUUCCAGAGGCUUCCAUGGGGUCCGGCUUGACCAACCCGGUUCAAGCAAGUCUAUUUACCUCACAAAUCCCCCGCACUGUGCCCUCUCUCUCCUUCUGGGAAGGCCGGGAUGAUUGUUUGUUUCAUUCUCCUUGGAAGCUAUGAAUUUUUUUUUUUUUAAACAAGAUCUCAACAUUCAGAUGCAAUUUUUUUUAAGGUUUUGGGGUUUCCAAUUUUGUAAAUAUUCUAUUAUAUUCUUGAGGGCGGGGAUUGGAUCUUAGGAAGAGUCCUAUCUGUAUAUCUAUAUAUUUGUGUUCAUUCAGGGAAAAGGACAAUUUUUUUUUUUAAGCAAAAGUACCAGCCAUGGCCCCCAGCCCCUGUCACCACAGAGCCCCUGCGGUGUCCUGUGGUAGAGUCAGGCAGUGCUGGCUCUUGGCAAACUCCACAAUUCUCUCUAGUCAUGCUGGGCCCUGCCCACUGGCUCCAUCAUUCAGGGACCUGGAUUGCUUACCCAGGACACAAAAUCUUCUAGAAACGGGUAGGGGGAGCAGCACACGGAAUGCAGUGGCCUCCUGUAUCUCAGGGAUGAAGAUCUGGACUCUGCCUGGAAGGGUUGCUUCUAGGGGAGAUGGGGUGCACCAGGCCUAGCUCAGGGCAAGGAUUCUUGCUGAGACACGCACAGUGCACAGUGCCUCUUCCUGUCUGUAUCACUCUCCCCCCGCUGCUGGGACAGCAGUUGAAUGUGACCAGGAAGGUUCCUGGUCUGGUGUGUCCAUGCCACAGUUUAGCUAAACUGAGCCCUGUGGCAUAGUCUAGUCUGUCGUCCUGGCUGCAGGGAGGGUGAGGCAGGAGGAUGAGAGUUCAAGGUUAUCCUUGACUGCUAGUGCUGGUUGAGGCCCACCUGGGCUACUUGAAGCCCUGUCUCAACAAAGCAAAGUAAGAUGAGAAGGCCAGGGCACACCUAAUCCAGCCCUCUGUGAGUAGGCCAGCCUGCUCCAUACAGUGGAUUCCAAACCACGAGAACCUGUCUCAGAGAGAAAGAAAAGAAAAUGACAUCUCAUCUCUCUGGAACCACCAGGGCAGAAAUGAUGUCAUCUCCCGCUGGAUUGGGGGACCUUUCCUGGACUCUGCUCUGGUCACUGUCCCCAAGGGAGCUGGAACCUGCUUGUCCCUCAGCCCCAGGAGUCCUGGAUCCCCAGUCACCCCAUUAAUAUGUUUUGACUGUGGGGAGCAAACCCUCUUCUUUCCUGUCUCAGGGUUGUUGACACCCCCUCCCAUCCUUCUAGGAGGGACGCCUUGCUCCAAGGGGAGAGGAAAUCUCAACUUUUCCUUCUGGAAGCUUCUGCCUGCCCCGUUUUGGGGCCACUGUUAGCCGCACAAUCAUUCCUGGUCACAGGUGUUGAGGGGGUUUUUGUCCCCUUCUGACAGCUUUGUGCAAAGUCAGCCUCCGUCUGUGAGUACCUGACUUGGGGUGACGGGGGUCGCCUUGGUGGCCACAUCCAAGGCGUGUUUCUACCUCAGGUCUUUUGAUGCCAAAAAAGAAAAAAAAAUGCAGCCGGGUCACCCACUUUUCUGAUCACCUGCUCGAGUCCACAGUGGGGACCAGUGUCCUGAUGUCCACUUUUGUCUGGGUCUGUGAGUGGCCAGAAAGCACCCAAUCCUAACUCAGGGGACCUUGCCCACCAGGGCUGUGCGAUUGUAGAGGGGUCCUCUGCUGGACACACUUGGCGACCCUCCAUGGUCAGGUCUGUGCCUCAGUUGCCUCACCCGGCCCUUGGCAUGUGGUACAGUUGGCGCUUGUUAGGCAAGCUGGAAUGGGGACAGGGCUGGACAUGGUCACUGUCCGCCUGGCACCGCAGGGCGAAGAGGGUGGAGGCAGGCCAGACCCCCAAACUCAGGGCUUCUAGAACCUUCCCGGGGACAGACUGUUUCUACAACUUUCCUGGUGGCCCUUCUGCUGGCCACCAGGCUGUCUUUGUCCAGCAGUAGUGGGUGGGUGGGCAUGGGGCUUGGGGACAGCUGGGUUCGUGUUUUCUGAGAGUUAUACAUCUGUAUAGUCUUGUGGGAUUUUUUUUCCUUUUUUGUAUCAUUUUUACACACUUCUUUUUUUUUCCCACACCCCACAUAAUUUUGGCUUUUGUGAAUUUAAUUUUCCUUCUGGGUGAAGGUGAACUGAACCUGCUUGUUCAGAACAUGUGAACUUUUUGGUUUCUUGGGGUGGGAGGGGCUUGUCCGACAGUGUGGGGUCGUGCACCAACUCAGGUAAAAUGAAAAAAAAAAAAGCGGAUAAAAAAAAAAGGAAAAGUAAAAACUGCUUUCUACCUCUCACACCAGGCCACUGUGACCUGUGGUGGCCACAGCUGUGCGGGAUAUUCAGGAAAGUUCCCGCCAGGCUGGCCUGCUGUGGCCACGGCUAUGCGGGAUAUUCAGGAAAGUUCAGCUAUUACCAGGAAAACUCAAACACAGCAACAGCAAAGGAAGUGUGAUUUUUGAAAUUAUUAAAAAAAAAACACUGAAAGUUUACAUUUUAUGACCUUAUUGUGGAUUGUAUUUAAACUUCAGAAAUAUUUAACGCGAUUGUAACCCUGUGAAUUGGUAAGAUUAAAAGAGUUAAGACACUUGU
Alexandromys fortis (reed vole) is the source of this 7241-nucleotide messenger RNA. RefSeq names its product AT-rich interaction domain 3A (gene Arid3a). Gene Ontology annotation, molecular function: DNA binding. The transcript is spliced from 9 exons. The coding region runs from base 2555 to 4351 and encodes 598 amino acids. The record is from RefSeq and is a predicted model, not a curated record. Gene Ontology annotation, cellular component: nucleus. Gene Ontology annotation, biological process: regulation of transcription by RNA polymerase II. Lineage: Eukaryota; Metazoa; Chordata; Mammalia; Rodentia; Cricetidae.